ACGCCGGGCGCCGGCCGGGGGCCGCCGGGGGCCGAGCGAGCGCGGCCCCGCCCGGGGACCGCCUCUGGGCUCCCCACCGCCGGCUCGGCAGCGUGCGCCGGGGCCGCCGCUCCGCAGCGGAGCCACAGGCGGGCGGGCGGCAGCCGCCAUGGAGCGGACCCCCAUCCCCGUGCUCACCGUGCAGACGGCGCCCUACGAGGACCAGCGCCCCACCGGCGGAGGGGGCCUGCGGCGGCCUACGGCGCUCUUCGAGAGCCAGCGCAACUACCUGCCCAACUUCGUGCAGAGCCUCCUCUCCUCCGUCGACCUCCGCGACCGGCAGGGCUGCACCAUGGUGGUGGGCAGCGACGGCAGGUACUUCAGCAAGACGGCCAUCGAGAUCGUCGUUCAGAUGGCCGCGGCCAACGGGAUUGGCAGAUUGGUUAUUGGACAGAAUGGCAUCUUAUCCACACCUGCUGUUUCAUGUAUCAUCCGAAAGAUCAAAGCUGCUGGUGGAAUUAUCCUAACAGCUAGCCACAGUCCUGGGGGACCUGGAGGAGAAUUUGGAGUCAAAUUCGAAGUUGCCAAUGGAGGACCUGCUCCAGAUAUAGUUUCAGAAAAAAUCUAUCAAAUCAGCAAAACCUUGGAGGAAUAUGCAAUUUGUCCUGAUCUCAGAGUUGAUUUAUCACGCCUAGGAAGACAAGAAUUUGAUCUGGAGAACAAAUUCAAACCUUUCCGAGUGGAAAUUGUGGAUUCCGUGGAAAUCUACCUCAAUCUCCUUCGAAGUAUUUUUGACUUCAAUGCCAUCAGAAAUUUGCUGACUGGACCCAAUCAGAUUAAAAUAAGGAUUGAUGCCAUGAAUGGAGUUAUGGGACCGUAUGUGAGAAGAAUCUUGUGUGAUGAAUUGGGAGCUCCUGCAAAUUCUGCCAUCAACUGUGUUCCUCUGGAGGAUUUUGGUGGACAGCCUCCUGAUCCAAAUUUAACAUAUGCAACUGCCUUGCUGGAGGCUAUGAAAGGUGGCGAGUAUGGAUUUGGAGCUGCUUUUGAUGCUGAUGGAGACCGCUACAUGAUCCUUGGCCAAAACGGUUUCUUUGUUAAUGCAUCAGAUUCAUUGGCUAUAAUUGCUGCCAAUCUGUCUUGCAUUCCAUACUUUUGUCAGAUGGGUGUCCGAGGAUUUGGCAGAAGCAUGCCUACCAGCACAGCUCUGGACAAAGUGGCAAAAGUAAUGAAGGUUCCUGUGUAUGAGACACCAGCAGGAUGGAGGUAUUUUUCCAAUCUCAUGGACUCUGGACGUUGUUCCCUUUGUGGUGAGGAGAGUUUUGGCACUGGGUCUGACCACCUUCGAGAGAAAGAUGGACUGUGGGCUGUGCUAGUUUGGCUUUCAAUCCUAGCAGCUCGAAAGCAGAGUGUGGAGGAGAUUGUCAGGGAUCACUGGGCAAAAUUUGGCCGGCACUACUACUGCAGGUUUGAUUACGAAGCACUGGAACCCAGAACAGCGUAUUUCAUAAUGAGAGACCUGGAAGCUUUGAUCACUGACAAAUCAUUCAGCCAUCAGCAGUUUGCUGUGGGUAACAAUAUCUACAGUGUGGAAAGAACAGACAGCUUUGAGUACAUAGAUCCUGUGGAUGGCACUGUGACCAAAAGACAGGGGCUGCGAAUUAUUUUUUCAGAUGCUUCCAGACUCAUCUUCAGAAUGAGUGCUUCUAGUCAUGUGAGAGCUACUCUGCGGAUUUAUGCAGAGAGUUAUGAAAAGGAUCCUAGCCAGCACAAUAAGGAACCACAGGCUGUGCUGAGUCCUCUAAUUGCAAUUGCACUGAAAAUAUCUCAGAUUCAUGAGAGGACAGGACGAAAGGGACCCACUGUCAUCACUUGAAGCCACAGAAGAUUGUUAAGCCAGGGCCAAAAGAGGAACAGCAAGGAAGAGACAGAACCUUGUUAAAACUUGUUAGCCAUUUGUGCCUUGUAUGAUUUUAAAAGUUAGGUGGGAAGAAAAAUUCAAUAUAACAUUAAGCAUAAUCAUUUGCAUUGAUCUCCAAAUGCAAUAGCGUAUUGACUUGUUUUACCUGCAGUAUCAUAAUUUCUGAUAACAGUAUAACCAAAGAAAGAGGCCUUAACAUUCAAACGUUGUCAGUAAUGUAGCCAAAAAUGACAACUUCUUGGUUUUGAAUGCUAUGAUAAAAGUUGGAGAAAUUUCAGUAAGUGGGAGAGAGGGAGCAGUUGCAAAGCAAAGACAUGCUUGGUGAGUAUUGUUUGGGAUUAUUGUCGUGUUCUGGUAGGUUUCUGAAGAGGUGUACAGAGCAUGUCUGAGUCAUAGGGCCAUGUGCUAAGCUUUGCACGGGGUGUAUUUCCUCCCCUGGCUCCAUGCCUCCUCUCAGGCCUCUCCUGUUGCUCACAGAUGCACACUGACAGCAGUGUUGUAUACACACUUACACUUGUGCCCAAGGAUGGGGUUAUUCCAUACUUUUUUAACCCUGCUUUUAAAAUGUAUCAAUGUGACUUGUGCCUUUAGAUUUUCCUUAUUUUUUGACUCUUUGGUUGUUUUCCUCCAAAAGGAGGCCUUUGUUCUAUAAAGCUGAUUUUGUCCUUCCAGCAAUAUGUCGGGUAUGGAAUCUGAUUGUCUUUCAUAAUAUUCCUCAUGUCAGGAGAUGAUACUGGUGCUUACUGUGUUUGAAAGAUAAUCUCUGCAAGUUCAGUAAUUGUUUAAGGAGUUACAGAAGUUUUUUUAAGUCUUUGGAAUACUCUUGCUCCACUUACCACAAAGCAAGUGAGUGAGAGGGAAUUAAACCCUAAUCAAUUGAGUAGAAAUACUAGUCUGACUCACCCUCUGGACAUGGUUUCUAUUAGAUUCUUGGUAACAGUGGAUCAUGCAAUAAAAAUUUGGGGAGUGCAAGAGAUGUUCCCGGCAUAGAUCUGAGAAGGCUGUUGGGGAUAUGGACAUCAGCAUUUUUCUGCCUGUGAAGUGAUACAGCAGUUCUAGCUACAAUACUGUGCUCUGAAAAAGAACACAAACACUUUAUGCAUGUGAUUGCCUGAAAGCUUUGCUUCCUUGGAAAUGGUAUGAUCACUCGUAUCAUUCAUCAAGGUGGCUUUGUGCAGCUUGCCUCUUUGCAGUGUAUUUCAAUUCAUUGUGGUUGUCAAAUUUUAGUACAAUUUAUAUAAUAUUGCAGCAAAGGAAAUUGUUUAAAUUUCUUUGAACAAUUCUGUCAGAAAAUGGCUAUAGCACUUAGUAUACAAUAAAGAGUAAUGCUGUAUAUUUGUCUUAAUACAUAAUUGUGGAUGAGACACCCUGCACUUUCAAGCAUACUAAUAAAGUUGCCUUUAUUACAAUUACAUUAUUACUUAGUUGGCUCUAAACAAAUCAGGUAUGUUCUCACUUGGUGUCCUACCUUACCAUUAAAUGUUCCCACAAACCAAAAGAGAUUUUCAAACUUCAGUUUUUUUUACAGAGAUUUUUCUUUUGUAUGAUCAAGACAUUCUCACACAGUUUGGACAUCUGCUUUAUAAUGUAAGAGCACUCAUCUUCACAGAAACCUUGUAUAUAUAAUAUUUUGUAUUUAUUUAUAUAUAUAAAUGUAGACAUAUAUAUUUAUAUAUAUCUUUAUAUUCAGCUUCUCUAGGUGCAGGAUAAUAAGCUCCUAACUAGUAGAUCACACAUAGUCAAGCAUAGACACAUUCUGGAUUAUGACAGUUCAAAUUAUUGGGUUGUGGGAGGGAACAUUCUGAAAGUCAGUCCACUAAAAUUUCUAAAAUCUCUUGCACAUUCUUGGACAAUGAAAUUAUUUUUGAUCACAUGUGAACUAGCUGUUUAUACUAUGGAGUAUCCCAUUUAUCAAGCUUUUCUGAAAUGAGAAUAUAGUUUGAAAAGUAAAAUAUACUGAUGCCAGGUGUCUUUGGAUGCAGUGGGAAGACUCAAGAACAGAUGAAGACUGAAGAAAGAUACUUGUGCUUUUAUCAGAAAGCUGUCACUAGAGCUGCCAUAGAUGGCAGUCUACUUUCAUGAAGGAAGUCAUCAUAAACAAAGGGCAUGUUUUAAAAUCUCUGUAUUGACUUUGUCCUGGGCUGGAGAAACAUUAGUUGUGCUCAUGUACAGGAAUGGAGAAAAAGGCUGUUUGAGAAAAGGGUUGUUUGAGUCUGGUUUUGAAUAGCUGUCAAACAGCAGACUUGCAGAAGUAGCCUAACCUGAAAUCAUCAUCCCUUUUUUUAUGGUGAUGGGUGAUAAUAAGGAAAUGUUGCUGGUAUUUUCCACCAGUUAACUGCUUUUCUCUGCAAGAAGUUGAAUACAACUUUAUAAGGCUCAAGCACAGCUCUUUAAGUCUGAUGUGUGUGGGAGAGAACUGUAGCCACAGUCUCAUGGAAUGUGCAUUUCCUGAGGUCUUUUAAUUAUUAAUGUGAUAGAUAAAUGUGUGGAAAAAAGCAAGUUGUAUGAACUUACAAAAAGAAGCAGAGCUCCUAAAACCAGACCAUACAUUUAGUAGGGGGAAAACUAUUAUUAAUACUGUUCAUCUUAUCACAGUGUCUAGGCACUGUGACAGACACCCUUUUGUGCUAUUGUUUAAUGAGCAGCUUCCUCAAGUCUGGAAGUUGCAAGAUUCCUGUAUUAUUCAGCUGUGAUUGCACUAACAUUAAUUUGGAUCAUUCUGUUUCCUAAACCCUCAUAUUUUCCCUGUGUUCAGAGACAAUUUGGAAGGGGAUAUACUACUCACCUGAACCCGAGAUCACAGAAUCCUUGAGGUUGGAAGGGGCCAUCUAGUUCAUCAGGAUUAAAAUCACCAUGCUAUGUGAGCUGUGUCCCAGCUCACAGCAGAAUCAGGUAGAGGAGGCUGCCUAGGACCAUAUGUAGUUGGUUUUAAUUAUCUCCAAGGGCUGAGAUGCCAGAACUUCUUUGGGCAAUCUGUACAAGUGAUUAACUGCUCCCAUGGUAAAAAAAAAAAAAAAAAAAAAAAAAAAAGGCCAAAACCAAAAACUGAAUAGCAAAACCUUAUGGAGUGUUCAGAUGGAAUUUCAUGUCAUCCAGUUUGUGCCCAUUGCCUCUUGUCCUGUCACUGAGAAGAGCCUAGGUCCAUACACUUCUUUUUCUCCCACCAAGUGUUUCUAGAAAUCAGUUCUAGAAAUCAGUAAGGUCCUUCAAGAGCCUUCUCUUCUCCAGACUAAACACUCCCAGCUCUCUCAUAGAUUCAUCGAAUGACAAAUUUUCCAAUUCCUUUAUGGUCCUUUGCUGGAGGUGAGCUGGAAUGUCCAUGACUGUUUUGUGCUUGGGAAACUCAGACCUGGACCCAGCACUCCAGAUGUACCUUAACUCUACCAGUGCUGAGCAGAGGGAAAGGAUCACCUUCUUCCAGUUGCUGCUGCUGUUUUUCCUGGUGCAACUCAGUAUGUAAGUUGCUGUCUUUGCUGUGCAGGUGAGUUGCUGAUGAGUUGACAACUUUUUGUUAAGCACGUGACCCCCGGAUCCUUCUCUGUGUAGUGUUUUCCAGCCCACUGGCUGCAGCAUGUGUUACUGUCUGGGUUUGUUCGUCCACAGGGGCAGGACUUCCCUUUGUUGAUCUUCAGUAUUGUAGAAGGUUGUCAAGUUGGUUAAGCACAAUUUACCUUUCAUAAAUCCUUCCUGAUCCUUAUUACUUUCUUGUCCUUGGCUUUGGCAAGGGUUUCCAGCACUGGCUAUUCCAUCACCUCUCCAGGAACUAAAGUGAAGCUGACCAGCCUAUAACACCCCGGAUCCUCCUUUCAGGGACAGGAGUGAUAUUUGCUCUCUUACUUCAGGGACCACUUCCGGUCACGCACAAUCUUUCAAAGGCAGUAGAGGGUAGCUUGCAGUAGCAUGACUCAGCUUCUUCAGCUCUGUGCAUGCCAUCCUAAGUCAUUCCAUGGAUGUGUGUAUGUCCUGUUUUUUCAAGUACUUGCUGACCUUUUCUUGCUCCAUCCAAUGUAAGUCUUCCUCACUCCACAUUUUUCCUCUAGGCAUUGAGCACCUCAGCCUUUUCUAUGUCCUCUUUAAACUCACGUAGCUGUAGAAACUUUACCAAUACCCUUCACAUUUCCCAUCUGUCCUAGUUUCAGCCCAUACAGAGUUAUUUUUGCAUUUGCUGGGAUGGAGGUAUGGGAAGGUCAAGGAGGCUGGAGCCAUAUGGAUGUGUACAGGUGAUUUAUUCUAUACUAGUCAUGUCAUCGCUGUAGGGUGUGGUUUUGGGUGAAAGAAAAGGCAGAGUGGAAGAGCAGACAUUUUUAUUCCCUCUUUACCCAUGAAAGCACAGUGCCAAACAGAGUGGUGCAGUUGAUGUGGUCUGGGUGAAGCCAUGCAGACUGGCUUGGGAGAUUUGUCCACCGUUGUUUUCCAUUGUCUCAGAUGUGGGACAAAAACCCUCGCAUUGGCUGUGGUAAUGUCCACCUUUUUCUCCUUUGUCUUUGGAAAAUCCACAUGGCUACCAGGGAUGCGAUAACACCUGCCGUUUUUCUCCUUUGUCUCAGGAAAAGCCUCAUGUUGCUGGUCGUGGUAACAACAGGAUAGUUGGACUUCCAUAAGCAUUUUUGGCAUGUAAUCCAUGUUGUAAUAUUGUGUUAUUAUUAGUAUUGAUGCUGUUACUGUUUGUUUUCCUUAUCGUAUUAUUUUUCCAGUAAAUUGUUGUCUCAACCCAUAAUCUCUCUUUUCUUGUCCCUUUCUCACUGGAGGGCGUCAAGGGAAGGGAAGUGGCUGUUUGGAGCUUAAUUUCAAGCUGAUCUUAAACCAUAACAUCACCUCGUUCAACUCCAGGUGAGCUUUGGCUUUCCUCAUCUUAUCCCUGCAUGACUGUGCUCUACAUUCUUCCUAAUUCAGCUGUCCCCGCUUCCACUGACCAUACAUUUCCUGUUUAUAUCUGAGUUUAGUCAGGAGCUCUCUGGCCAUCCAUGUAGGCCUUCUGCUGCCUUUGUUUGAACUCUGCAUAUUAGGUUGAACAAUUCCUGAGCCUAAAGGAGGUGAUCUUUGAAAAUUAAACAUCUGUCCUGGACUCAUCUUUUCUCCAGGGCCAGAACCCAUGUGACUCUUUCAAGCAGCUGAAGAUGUUAAAGUCUGCUCUGCAAACUUCCAUUCCACUCUUUGCUAUUCUCCCUCCUCUCAAAUUUCUGAAUUCACGGUCUCAUGACGUCUUAUGAUCCCUGCAGCAAAAACCUUCACAUGCCCACACAUUUCUUCUGGUGUUAUGAGUGCCAAGAUUGGUUUCUCAGUCAUCAUUGUCAGGAAGUUGUUUGUCAAUGCACUGAAUCUGUUCUGCUCUGAAGCUUUAGUCUGACCAGUUCAUAUCCUUCAGAUCCUUCAUACCCUUCAUUUAUUUUAGUGUAAAAUUUCCAGCUGCUACUCCUGGCAAAGAUAAAUUCAUGCUAUUAAAUACAAACAAAGGCAAAGUGUUUAAAGCCUUUUGCUGCCUUAAGAUUGUUGACAUUUUUGAGCUCAUUGCCCAUGGCAUUUUGCAGUAAGUUCAUAAUCAUUAGCUGAAAAGAGAAACUUAAAACCAGAUUGUAUCAAAAUAUUAGGUAUUAAUGUGAAUGUUCUCCCUACCUCAGUAAGUUUUUUGUAUCAAAUACUUUAUUGCAUACUGCAGGUUGAGGAUGCGUUUAUCCUCAGUUUCACAUUUCUGGUUCCAUUAUGACCCCACAACAUUUGCAAAGGGCUGGCGCUAAAAAGGGGUGCUGCAGGACUCUUGUGGAAUUGGAAGAAAGGAAAGAACUUCCUGACUGUUAAUAAAUAUGUGUGGAAAUGCUCUGAAUGUGUUUCCUAUACCAAACCACUCCAAGAGCUAACAUCAGUGAUACUCCUGCAAUACUUGCUCUUAGUAUGACCCAGAACUGUAGUGCCAGCCAUUUUCCACUCUCUUGGUCUUGCUUUAGAGGACAAGGAUUUUGCUGUGGGAUAUCGCCUGGUUAAUCAGUCUUACCUGUUGUGAUUGAUGCCUGCACUAAUACUUGCACAAUGCUGGCUGUCUUCAGAAUCUGGGACUCUGGAGUAGAGAAGCAGGAAAUUUUAGAGGAUGGAUAUUGUAAUGCUAGGAGGUAAGGCCAUAACAAGGUCACUCAAGCAGACCCUCGCUUUAACUGUUUUGGAAAUAAUGUGUUUGGUUCCUCUGAUUUUUUUAUUGUUCUCUGUGGUGUGCUGCUUCUCAGUCGCUCUGAAAAGUAUUUCUAUCUUCUGUCUCUUUCAGGGACUCUUUUUUUCUCCCUCUGGGUACUUUUCUACAUUUCUCAUCCCCAGCUUGUCCUGGAAGGAUUUUUCUUCCUCUGUAGCUUGUCCACCCCUUUUAAUUCUUCUUUCCUUUCUGUUUAUAGCAACUGAGGCAACUGUGUGUUCUUCCCAUAAAGGAUGAAAUUCUUUGAAAGACCAAACUGAGGCAACUGUCAGUUCCCUGGCCUUAGCCUUGGCUACCACCAUGGUUUGCAUGUACAGCUGUAAUGCUUAACUUGUAGUCUUAAAAUAUGUGAACAUCUGGAAAGUGUGGUAGCUUUUCUGUCUCACUGGUCUGUAACAAAACCAGGAACAAGUUGCCCAGAGAGGUGAUUCAUGUCCCGUUCCUGGAAAAAUUCAAGGUCAGGUUGGACAGUGCUCUGACCAACCUGAUCUAAUUGGAGAUGUACCUGCUCAUUGCAAGGGCUUGGACUAAAUGAUCUUCUCCAAUCCAAACCUUCCAACCCAGAAAGAAAAAUUCCAUCCAAAGUAAAUAUUACAAGUUCAAAUCUGAGUGAACCCUCUUGAAAUUUUUCUUGCCAUCUGGAAUUACAGAUGACAGUGGCCUGGAUGCAAACUUGCCUCGGUGAUUUUGUGGGAGGAAGGAUACAUGUAACAGAAGAAGGAUGAGUCCAAGCCUGUCCUUUUCCUGGUGUUUGUUGUGUAAUUAUGAAGUCACUUGUGUCAGAAUAGAGUCCAUUUUUCAGUUCCCACAGUCUUGAGUAAGCUGUGACAGAAGCAACUGCUCUUGGCAUUGGCUCAGAGGAGUCAGAGAUGAUUUUUCCUCCUGCAAUUGAUGGUUCCCUCUGAGGAGAUGUAAGCAUAACCAGAGCUCUCUGUUUGGCAGCUAGGUGGUGUAUUUUAUUGUGCCCUUAUCCUGAAUCAUGGACACCUUGUGUCAUAUAAGCAAAUACAAGGCAUUUGUUUUAAAUACAAAAUUUAUUCAUGAAUUCACUAGUAAAAUAGCAGUUCUUUUUAUCCCCACAUAAAACAAACAACUUGAAAGGCGCACAAUACAAAAAUAAUCAGUUGCAACAAAUAAUCUGCAAAUUUCAAACAAAAGCUAAGUUAAUAGGUUUCCCAAGUCAGUUAAUAUCUCAAAAUGAAAAAUGAGAGUUUUCUU
This is a messenger RNA of Motacilla alba alba, 9293 nucleotides long. It is a transcript of the gene PGM5, whose product is annotated as phosphoglucomutase 5. NCBI's taxonomy places the organism in Eukaryota, Metazoa, Chordata, Aves, Passeriformes, Motacillidae. Gene Ontology annotation, molecular function: phosphoglucomutase activity. Gene Ontology annotation, cellular component: adherens junction; sarcolemma; cell-substrate junction. The transcript is spliced from 11 exons. The coding region runs from base 149 to 1852 and encodes 567 amino acids. The record is from RefSeq and is a predicted model, not a curated record. Gene Ontology annotation, biological process: carbohydrate metabolic process; striated muscle tissue development; myofibril assembly.